CUUCAUCAGACCCCCACACCAUCUACAAGAAUCUACAUCAGCUAUGGCCGUCGUGAUGGCUCGCCUCAACGUCGACCUAUCCUCCCUCGACCUUGAAACCAUUCACCUACCCGCCGGAGAAGACUUCGGCGUCCUCAGUGACGAUGAAGAUUUGAAAGAUGAGCAGUCAUUAGAGGAAGGUUUUGAAAACAUAAUUCUUGUUCAGAAUUUACCAGUGGUGCCUAAGGAGAAAUUCGAGAAACUGGAAGGCGUAGUUCGGAAAAUUUACAGUCAAAUUGGGGUUAUUAAGGAGGGUGGGCUUUGGAUGCCUGUCGACCCCGACACUCAGAAAACCCUAGGAUACGGCUUCCUUGAAUUUGACACUCCUCAGGAAGCUGAAUUAGCAAAGGAAAAGACAAAUGGGUACAAGUUGGAUAGAUCCCAUGUAUUUGUUGUUAACAUGUUUAACGACAUUGAAAAGUUUAUGAAAGUUCCAGAGGAGUGGGCACCUCCAGAAACCAAGCCAUAUACUCCAGGGGAGAAUCUGCAAAAAUGGCUUACUGAUGAAAAAGCCAGAGAUCAAUUUGUUAUACGUGCUGGCUCAGAUACUGAGGUGUUAUGGAAUGAUGCUAGGCAAUUGAAGACUGAUCCUGUGUACAGAAGAACUAACUGGACGGAUAGUUUUGUGCAGUGGUCACCAUUGGGUACUUACUUGGCCACAGUGCACAGGCAAGGUGUUGCUAUUUGGGGUGGUGCAACUACUUUUAAUCGUCUGAUGCGAUAUGCUCAUCCCCAGGUUAAACUGAUUGAUUUUUCACCUGGCGAGAGAUUUUUGGUGACUUAUAGCAGCCAUGAGCCAAGCAAUCCUCGUGAUACUCAUAUGGUUGUUAUAAAUAUAUUUGACGUGAGAACCGGAAAAGUCAUGAGGGAUUUCAAAGGGACCGCAGAUGAAUAUUCUGUUGGAGUAACUGGAGGCAUAAGUGGCGUGUCGUGGCCCGUCUUCAGAUGGGGUGGUGGAAGAGAUGAUAAGUACUUUGCCAGAAUUGGAAAAAAUGUUGUCUCAGUGUUUGAAACUGAGACAUUCACUCUUAUUGACAAGAAAUCUAUAAAGGUUGAAAAUGUGACUGACUUCAGCUGGUCGCCUACUGAUCCCAUUCUUGCGCUUUUUGUCCCUGAACUAUGUGGAGGAAAUCAACCUGCAAGGGUGAGUCUUGUGCAAAUCCCAAGCAACGAAGAGUUGAGGCAAAAGAAUCUCUUCAGUGUUAGUGAUUGUAAACUGUACUGGCAAAGUAAUGGAGAUUAUCUGGCAGUUAAAGUCGAGCGAUACACGAAAACAAAGAAGAGCACAUAUACGGGGUUUGAGCUUUUCAGGAUCAAAGAACGGGACAUACCCAUUGAAGUUGUGGAGCUUGAGAAUAAGAAUGACAAGAUUAUAGCAUUUGCGUGGGAGCCAAAAGGUGACAGGUUUGCAGUUAUCCAUGGUGAUAUCCCGAGGCCUGAUGUGAGUUUCUACACGAUGCGCAGUGGAAGUAACAACACUGGUCGCGUUUCCAAACUCAUUACUCUGAAAGGCAAGCAGGCAAAUGCUCUUUACUGGUCGCCAGCUGGCCGCUUCAUUGUACUCGCAGGGUUAAAGGGCUUUAAUGGGCAACUGGAAUUUUACAAUGUUGAAGAGCUUCAGACAAUGGCAGAGACUGAGCAUUUCAUGGCGACUGAUGUGGAAUGGGAUCCAACCGGGAGGUAUGUCGCUACAUCAGUUCAUGAGAUGGAGAAUGGGUUCAAUGUGUGGUCCUUCUCUGGGCAACUGCUCUACAGAAUACUCAGGGAUCAUUUUUUCCAAUUGUUGUGGCGUCCAAGACCCCCAACAUUGUUGAGCCCAGAGAAGGAAGAAGAGAUAGCCAAGAAGUUGAAGGAAUACAGCAGAAAGUAUGAAGCCGAAGACCAAGAUGUGUGGAUGGUUUUGAGCAGGCAAGAGCGUGAGAAGAGAAGGAUUCUCAAGGAAGAGUGGGAGAGGUUAGUCGGUGAGUGGGAGAGACUGCACGAACAAGACAAGUUGGAGGAUGGAGAAGAUAGUGAACAAGAAGAGGAAUAUCAAGAAAUCGAGGAGAUCUUGGAUAUAUCUCAGGAACUUGUAACUUUUUGAUUGAUGAACUUUGUAUAAAAAAAUGAAGAAGAAAAUAGAUGAAGUAUGUCUGAGUGAAACGAUUCUUUGGGCGAAAUAAUGAAAUUAUGAUUUCUGGUAUGAAGCUUCAUACAUCAACCCCACAGAAAGGGGGAAAAUAAUGAUUACUACAAUCAAUAUGAGGUGGCAGAGAAAGCACACAUUGAACCUGUAUUGAUAAAUAUUACAGGUUGG
This is a messenger RNA of Striga asiatica, 2335 nucleotides long. The record is from the annotation of a GenBank genome assembly. NCBI's taxonomy places the organism in Eukaryota, Viridiplantae, Streptophyta, Magnoliopsida, Lamiales, Orobanchaceae.